CCGUUUUCGGUGGUCCAGCGCCUCCAGGAUCAGAUCCGCCAUCUUCAAGCCAGACUCGACCUCGCCCCCGUGGCGGCCAGCCAUCCCGGGGGAGAAUCCCAGCGUCUGUCGCUUGCACCUGACCAUCCACCAUUGCCUGUUCAGCAACAAGAGAGUCUUCUGCAGGCAGUUAAUGAUAAAGUAAAUUGGCCUUCAGACGGUCUCAAAGAGGCUGAAGAGGUUGGUGUUCUGGCCAUUGGAGGGUCGAAUUUAUACUCCCAGAACAAGUAUGGUAAGGACUUCCAUCACGCCGCCAAAUCUCAUUCGCAAAUGGAUACUUAUUGUACUUGUUGUCACAGUCGGCAGUGCAGCUGGUUCAACAUUUGCAAGAAUAUUUUUCAAGCAAUUGAACCUAAUAUCUCCCUCUGUUACCGGAGUCUUUGGCGGCAGUUUGGAGCACUGUCCGUCCGAGAGAUGUGCUGCGCUUCCUCCGCAGCCAAUGGCUAGAUCAUAUCUCGCAAGCUAUAUUGCUCGCAUUCACCUGUGGUGGCCUCUCCUCCAACUUCCACUACUCCGACGGACCUUUCAGAAAGUAUAUCAGAAUCCGAGACAAUGCACCGAUCAUGAGAAGUUUGUCGUUUUUAUUGUACUCGCUCUUGCUAGUAGCGAAGAUUCUCAGCACAAAGCCUCACCAGGGAUGAUGGAUCUAAAUGACUCCGAAAGUUACUUCCAGACCAGCUUGCGGUUCUUCAAUGGCUUUCAUGAUCAUCCCAGAGAUCUGUUCGGUAUCCAAGCCGUUAUGCUCCUCGCCCUUUGGAUGCUGAAUUCAGCCGCCAGUAGCCACAGCAGUGACCUCUGGCAACUCAGUCGAUACGUCAUGUCUGCUGCGAUUGAGUCAGGGCUCCAUCGUCACAAUACCGACUGGGGUUUCACGGCUGAGGAACUCGAGGUCCGCAACCGGACUUGGUGGUGCGCGUACAACUUGGAACGACAGGUUGCCGUUCUCACGGGUCGCGUUCUAUCAAUUAGAAACCAUGCCAUCCAUGCAUUGUUGCCAUCACCAUCGGCUUUCGAUGCCCUCACCAAUGCAGAAGCACUGGCAGCCCCAGUCUUCCAUAAACACACUGUUGAAUUGUUUCGCCGGAUGAUCUCUCUAAGGCGAAUAUCGGGAUAUAUCUUGGAGUCAAUAUAUAUAGCAAGGGGGCCAGAUGGAAAGUGCAUGGAUACAUCCUUUCAACAAAUUUGUGCCAGGUCAGAAGAAGCUCGCAAAGACCUGGAACAGUGGAAGCGACAACUUGACGAAUUGGACAUAAAACCUUCACGAGAGUAUUCCGAAAUGAAGGUCGAGUACUGCCUUCUCCAGCUUCUAUUAAAUCGCCCUUCUCCCACCUUUAUGGUCCCCUCCCGCCAAAUGACAUCCUCUUGUUCAAAGGUCGCCUCCAGUGCCAUACAUCAGUGGAUCAGUAUCGAGGCCGAAUUCGGAAUUUCAGCAGUAUGCCGAUGCUUCAGCCAGCUUCAUUCUGUUUUGUUAGUGGGUCUGGCCGCUUUGUAUUGCGAUUGGCAAGCUACGGCGAUGCCCCAAGCUGGGGUCCAGAACGUACGAAGACUUCGUCGUCACGAGAACGAUACAAACGUCUGUCUCGGUCUGAUUGACCGUGGAAUUUCCCACAUGAAGGCAAUGAAUCUUAUCCGAUACCGAGACUUAUUCCAAGCGGUCCGAAUCAAGGUGUACGCAGAUCCAACAUCCAUGGAUGCACCGACUGACGAAUCCCCUUCGCAACCUAUGGACAUUCCCUCUGUGGGACUCUAUAAUGGGUCGGAAGGCCUUGAAUUUGGGGGAGAAGACUCUAUGAUAUAUCCCGCAGGCGAAGGUAUGGAGACAUACCUCAGCCAGGUCAACGACUUUCUGGAGGGCGGUAUGGUCGACAUGGACGACACCCUCAACGCGUGGUAUGAUGCGGUGGUGCAAGAACUACAAAACGACCCAGCUCAGACUUUCAUGUGACGACUUGGAGUUGCAAGGUUCGUUUCCAGUGUAUCUUCAUGUAAUCUAUGUUUAACCGGACGAAUGCGUUUCUAUCUCAAAUCCUCUUUACUAAAAC
Ilyonectria robusta is the source of this 2081-nucleotide messenger RNA. Its product is annotated as fungal-specific transcription factor domain-containing protein. The record is from RefSeq and is a predicted model, not a curated record. Bases 269 to 1984 code for a protein of 571 amino acids. Gene Ontology annotation, molecular function: DNA-binding transcription factor activity, RNA polymerase II-specific; zinc ion binding; sequence-specific DNA binding. Lineage: Eukaryota; Fungi; Ascomycota; Sordariomycetes; Hypocreales; Nectriaceae. The transcript has 3 exons. Gene Ontology annotation, biological process: positive regulation of transcription by RNA polymerase II; DNA-templated transcription.